This is a messenger RNA of Petromyzon marinus (sea lamprey), 2352 nucleotides long. RefSeq names its product RNA polymerase I subunit F (gene POLR1F). NCBI's taxonomy places the organism in Eukaryota, Metazoa, Chordata, Hyperoartia, Petromyzontiformes, Petromyzontidae. Gene Ontology annotation, cellular component: RNA polymerase I complex. Gene Ontology annotation, biological process: transcription elongation by RNA polymerase I; DNA-templated transcription initiation. The record is from RefSeq and is a predicted model, not a curated record.
AUAAAUAAAUUGAAACUGAAAGGUUUAAGAACCACUGAUUUAGAUGAUGAAGCUCCUUUUUCACAGAUUUCCAGUCGUACUCUCACCUCUUCGAAGACACCAGGACAGAUUGCAAGAGUAGCCCAAGUACUCUUUGUCUCUCUCUCUCGAGAAAGAGAGACAUGUGUGUGCCCGAGCGCUCCCUCUAGUGGAGGAAGCCCCUUCCACCGAGCAGCGACGUGAGAGCGAAAUUGCCUGGCUGCGCAUUUCCCUUUAAUACAUUCGACUCCAGAGCGGCGUAAUCGAUACAAAUUUGAAUCGAAAAUCGAUUUCGACUCUUAUCUCGUGCGUGGGGCAUAGGGUGGCCCUCACGAAUCGAUUCUACAGGUAGGAAGGGAAUCAAGUGACAUCGAUUCCUGCAACCACAUUCGCUCCGGGAGUCGUGCAGUGAACCAACCUGCACGCAGCACCAUGACCGCGUCUAAACUCAACAGCCCUGUUGACGACUCCGUCGAGGCUGUGUUGUUAUGUGUGCACCACCGCUAACGCGGCACCAAGCAGCAGCAGCAGAUCCGCGCCUCACGUUGUGAAACAUCAAAAUUGCGUGGAAUCGAAUCAACACGCGUUGUUAUCGCGCUCUCUCUCGAAUCGAUUCCUCAACACAUGGCGGCCACGCUUCCCACGGCGUGCGCGCGGUCGCGCGAUCCCCGAAGACCCCGGCCGGCGGGGUCUUCGGGGAUCGCGGCUUCGGGGAUCGCGGCUUCGGGGAUCGCGGCUUCGGGGAUCGCGGCUUCGGGGAUCGCGGCUUCGGGGAUCGCGGCUUUCGCGGAAGGGUUGCGGCUGUCGGGGGCCCCGGGCUUCGCGGGCGCCGUGGGGCUCGCCCGGGUCCCCGACUCGGGCCUGGUGAGCGAGAGCUGCGUGCGGCACCUGGCGCUGUUCCCGCGCCACCUGGGCCGACUGCGCAGCGGCAUCGGGGAGCAGCUGGGCGCAGAGCUGCUGCGGUACUCGGAAAGCCUCAAGGGGGUUCCUCUCGCCUACGACAACAUCAAGCUCCUCAGCGGUCUCGGCGACCUCAUCGAUGAUCAGGGAUACAUCCACAUGGACGUCCAAGCGGACUUUGUGAUCUUCCGCCCCAAUCCAGGGGACAUCAUCAAGGGCGUGGUGAACAAGGUGGGCAGCGCACACGUGGGCUGCCUGGUGCACGGUUGCUUUAACGCGUCCCUGGCCUGCCCGAGCGACGAGCCCGGCGCGCCGUGGCAGGGGGCGCGGCUGGUCCCCGGCGACACCGUGCGCUUCACCGUGACGCACGUCGACUCUGACUGGGCUGGUGUCCUGCUCGUGCGCGGCUCCCUCAUCGGCCUCGGAGUUCCCGAUGAGAGUGAUGCCGAGCAAGCGAAUGGGGCCGUGAAACAGGAGCAUCAGGAGGUUCAGGACGUCCCGGUCGAGUACACAGACUCUGCGCCGAGCGAGAAGAAGAAAGAGAAGAAAAAACGUAAGAGAGAGGUCGGGGUAACGAUCAAGGUCGAGGAGACGAUGGAGGUCGAGGAAGUGGUGGAGCAUCGUCACAAAGAAAGAAAAAAGAAGAAAUCAAAAAGGAAAGGGGAAAGUGAUGGAGAAGAACCAAACUGUGACGGCGUCACCCGGCUUCCUGUGAAAGAGGAGCCUGAAGGUGAACUCUGCACGGAGAUUGGCAGUGUCGAAGAAGCUUGCACGAGCCAAAUCGAAGCUGCUGUUACCCCAGACCAUCAAAAGAAAAAGAAGAAGAAGAAGAGGCGGCGUGACAGGGUUGAGGAGGGGAGCACGGUGCCACUGAGCGACGGAUACAGCUACCUGAGCAAUGACGUGGGACAUGAGGCCAAUGGAACUUUGACCUCUGACCCAGAAGCCCCAAAGAAGGAAAAAAAGCGUAAGAGGAGCUCCGUUGAGGAGAUUUCGUUUUCAGAAUCGCCACUGCCUAAAUCCAAAAGAAGAAAGUGAGCUACACGGCACGGACUUCUCACGAUACCAAAGACAAUCGCCUCGGUGUGAGCCGUUUGCACCAGGAAUGCGUUGUCUGACCCUAGCCGUGUUCAUGCCUUUGCUUCGGUGACAGCCUGUGUCGAAUAACCACAUUUCGUUUGUUUUUGAUUACCGUGGUUGAAGCUACUUUUUAUUUAAAUUUGAGACUGUGAGUUUGAAUAAAAGUUGUAAACAUUUUUUUUAUAAUUGGUUGGAAAACCUACGUAUAUAUGUUUACAUUAAAGUGCACAGCAUCAACGGCUGUGUGUUGUAACGGCGUGCAGUGGUGUUCGAUGAACAAUACACACUUGUGAGCUGAGUAAGCUGUCCUUAUGUGAUACCCUGGCAAGUGGUUUAUAUGCCUGCGUAAAGUGC